This is a messenger RNA of Psylliodes chrysocephalus, 3013 nucleotides long. The record is from the annotation of a GenBank genome assembly. NCBI's taxonomy places the organism in Eukaryota, Metazoa, Arthropoda, Insecta, Coleoptera, Chrysomelidae.
CCAAAUCACUACGCGCUACGUUUCUUUGUAAUAUAUGACCGGGUUUAUAGGUAAAUAAAUGUAUCUGUUAUUUCUAUAAUCUAAGUAUUGAUAUAAGCAUGCACAUUGGCAUUCUACCCUACUCGAGUUCAUUGGAUAGUCUACGACUGAAAGAUAUCUAUACAUGUAUAUGUUAAAUCGUAUCGAAAAUAAAAUAACAGGCUAUGGAGACCGAACCAAAGACAAAAUGUACGAAGAAAUAUCAAGCAGUAAUGCUUGUUUUAGAAGACUUAAUGGUACUCAUCAAAUAGGAUGUUCCUCAAAAAGGGGUGGCUCUACAGGAGUCAUCCACUUCUGUGAGACUGAAAAGGACUUAGAAGAUAUAAUUGUUCAAGGAACUGGGUAUCCAUACAUUCCAAUAUUACCAUUCAAAUUAUUUAAUCAUGCUGCUCUACAUUUAAUGAUAGAUAGUAAUAAAAUAUCUGGACUAAUUCUUCAUACCAAUAAUGAACCAGUAGAUGUAAUAAAGAAUUUUACUCAUGAGAACCAGUGCCCAAAUCCUUAUUCUAGCAUUGAUGGUACUUGUAAAAAAGAAUCUGUAUGGAAUCCUUGGGGUACCGGACUACUUUAUUUUGAUAUUCCUUUUCCAAUAUUUUAUGUUGAAAGGACGGAAGAUGUCGGACUAAUUAGAGAAUGUUUUGUCAAAUUUAAUAAUUACUCUUAUCAAGAACAUGCAGAUAGAUCAUUAUGUUCUUUGGAACUUAAUUCAUUUAUGUAUGCCACAACUAAUUCACCAACUUGCAUAAGGCGAUCCAGCAUUGUAUCAAACUUAAACCCACAAAAAUUUUGUGAUCCAUUGGGAGACAGCAAUGUAUGGGCGAGUUUACAUCCUUUGGCAGAAGGUCCGAAGAAAAAUGAAACUAAACCUAUAAAGGAUUAUAAAUAUAUCGUUAUUGCUGCUAGAUUAGAUACAACGUCAUUAUUUGAGAAAACUAGUGGAGCUAGUAGUCCUAUCACCGGAAUUGUAACAUUGCUUAGCCUUGCAAAAUAUUUGAAUGACACUGUAAGAUUAGAAGAUGUUAAAGCAGGAAAGAAAAAUGUACUUUUCUUUUUGUUUAAUGGUGAAACUUAUGAUUACAUUGGCUCCCAAAGAAUGCUCUAUGAUAUGUUAAAUGGUAAUUUUCCAAUACCCAAUGCAAAUGAUACCGAUAUAUUACCUGCCAUUGGCCCUGAAGAUAUAGAUCUCUUUGUGGAAAUUUCUCAAUUGGGAAAUAUUAAUCAAAAGCUUUAUGUCCAUUAUUUAAAUGAUGGAAAAGUGGUCAAUAAUUUUGUGAAUAAACUAACUAACACCAGUUCGCCAGUACCAUUUGAAGCUGUCCCUAACAGUCUACCACCUGCUUCACUGCAUACAUUUUUGAAAAAUAGUUCCAGUUUUCCUGGUCUGGUCAUAUCAGAUCAUAAAACGUUCUACUCUAAUCAUUUCUAUAAUUCCGUGUAUGAUAACUCUAGCAACAUCCAUUUUAAAUAUUAUAACCUUACUACAGAAGAAAUUUCAGUAAUUCCGAAGGAUAGUAUACAGUAUUUUAUAAAAAAUAUCACUGAAAUCAUUGGUAGAAGUAUUUACCAGGAAAUUACUGGUCAUGGGUAUACUGGAGACAGUAAAGUUGAUUUAAUUUUGGUAAAUGAAUUGCUUUAUUGUUAUUUGGAAGAUCCUAAUUGCAAAGUUCAUCAGGCGGUCCAUAAGGAUUUAAACCUACCAAAAAUUCCGUUAGCUUUAUAUGUUGGCGUCAAAGGACAAGAACAUAAUGCAAGGAUUUUAACUAGUUUGACUUUGGGUUGGUUUACUGGAAAAACAGUUGGACAAGGCAAUAUUAAUUGUACAAAUAAAUUUAGAAGUUAUGCUUUCAAAUAUUACAAUAUGUCCAAAAGUAUAUAUGAUUUGAACGUGACUAUGUGCUACCAAGUAACAAUGAAUGCCACUGAAGCUGUAAGUCCGGCAUUUUCCAUAAAAGAUUAUGACUGGUCUUCUGGACAAUACAGCUCUUGGACAGAAUCUACGUGGAAAGAACUAAAUGUUAGACUUUUCUUGAAACCGUCAGCAAAUCAAGGCAAAAUGACCAUGGCAAUUGGUUGUAUUUCCAUGAUAUUUUCAUUUCUCUUGGUGUAUUUUAUAAAGUCCAGAUCACAUAUUUUGUUUGUUCCUCCCAUACCGACUGAUGCACCUACAGAUUGUUAGGAAAACAAUAGUAUUAGAUUUUUAUCAAAUUCAGAGAAGGAAAGUCAAACAUUUUGACUGAAAUUAAAGCUGUCAGAUUCUUUCAUUUAAAUAAUUAUUUUACUUUUAAUAAAAAAAAAAUAUAUGCUGCUAAUAAGUUAACUAAACAAGAUACUGAUACUCAAGAUUGGCAUAAUUUUUUUUAAACUUACACAAAAUCACUAAUUUUUGUUUUUUAAAAUUUAUUUAAUCUUUAUUUUUAUACGAAAAAAUAAUUCUGAUAGCUUUUACUUCUUACUUACACAAUAAUAUCUUAAUAAAGGCGAAUGAGAUUGUCAAUUGUCAUUAGAUUAAAAAAUUUCCCUUUUCUUUUAACUAAAAAUCGAAGAUUAUCUAAUAAGCCAAAGUAUUUUUAAACUUUAUUUAGAUAUUUAAUUAAAAAAAUAUGCUUAGUUUGUAUUUUUCACAAGUUGUGAUAUCCUAAUGUUUAAUAUCUGUAAAUUGUAACUUAUUUUUAGCCUGUAAGAACUCUACUAGAAAAUUCCUUUUUUUAUUUAUUAUUAGGUACUUACGUAAUUGGAUUUUUUAAACAUGUAUAGUUUUAAAAUAAAAUAUGAUUUAUUAUAAGACUUUUAUUUUUACAAGAUUGACCAAUUUCUUAAAUAUCUAAUUUGCCAUUUUAUCAAGCCAAUGUAACUAGUGGCCCUGUAUGCCAGUGUUGCAAACCGGAGGGAAAAUUCUCGUUUUGCGGGAAUUUUUAACACAAAAGGGAAAUUUUUUAUAAAUUGUGAAAAAUGUAUGAUUUUAAAAAUAAAUGCC